This is a messenger RNA of Cooperia oncophora, 438 nucleotides long. NCBI's taxonomy places the organism in Eukaryota, Metazoa, Nematoda, Chromadorea, Rhabditida, Trichostrongylidae. The record is from the annotation of a GenBank genome assembly.
AUGGUUCAAAGUGACAACAUCGUGUCCCUUCAAGAGAUCCAAGUUGGUUUGGAGCAAAUUCUGAGCGACACUGACGACUUUGACUCAUGGGCUGGAGCUAUCCGGGAUAGGAUGCUAGAAAAACGUAUGUCACCACCGACUCGAACCGUUGCAGUGCAUAUGAUUUUCGAAAUGGCUGUUUCGGUAGCUCCUCGUCCGUUGUCUGGAAACAACCCGCAGCAUACGCUCGCUCGGCUGUUGAAUUUCUUAUGUUUGGAGAUUCCCUCCUUACUACGCGACGCCGUAUUGAAAUUGCUUUGCGAUUUCCACGGGAAGCGCCUCACGUUUCACCCAGAGCACAGAAUUAAUCUGUGUAUCUUCUUCGCGGAGGUCUAUGAGAAGAUAGAAAUGGUACAGAAAUUUUCAUUUCAAUCAAUAUUACUAUAUUCGCGCAUGUGA